GCAACGUGAAAUGUAACCCCUCUCCACAGUACCGGUGAAGCUCAAGCUUGCGCAACAGACAGAAGUGUGUGAUGAUGGCUCUCCGAACGUGUGCUAGAGUACUUUAUCGGGGAUCCCUACAUGGUUUACGACUAAGCCCUAGGGCAUCAUCUUUUCUACAAAGUCCUUCCCUAGUUCGUGGCCACAGGCUUGGCCCUGCUGAUGAUGAAAUGUAUCAGAAGACAACGGUCUCGGUGAUGCAGAAAGAACCGGGUGGUGGGGCUAUGAUCUACAGCUAUAGCCCACAUGGGUUCAACAUUGAUGGGAACCGCGUGAUUGGACCCUGUGCUGUCAUUCCUCCAGCCAUCCUCCAGUGGAAUGUUGGCAGUUAUAAAGAUAUCACGGCUGAGAGCUUGGCAUUGUUCUGCAUGAUUGAACCCCGUAUUGAAGUGCUGGUCCUUGGCACGGGGGGGCGAACGGAGUGGAUUGACCCUGAGAUUCUAGCAGUUCUAAAGAAGAAUGGCAUAAAAGUGGAGGUGCAGGAUACGGCAAAUGCAUGUGCUACCUUCAACUUCCUGAGCAGUGAGCGGAGGAUCACGGCGGCCGCCCUCAUCCCUCCCCCCGUCAGCACAGAGCUGGAGUAGGCCCGCCCUCACCGCGGGGGCACUAGGAGCAGUCCAGCAGGAGGAGGCCGCACACAUGCCUGGAGGAGUUCCACAGAGUGCUUGGAGAUGGUUCUCACAUUCUGAUGAGGAGAAGGCUGAAAGGCAGGAAAAUCAACCCGUCCUACCUUCGCAAAAUGGUUCUUUUGAAAUCUGGCAUGUUUGUUUCAUCAAUCAUACACACGUGUUCAGUAGCAACACACAGGCUGCUAGAAGGUGGAAGUGUGUUAUUGCCAUUCCACAUGAUGGCAAUAGUAGGACAUUUGAGUUAUGAUUUAUUUUGUAAAUGACAGUGGAAGAGUGUAUCAAGAAAUUGUACUCUUUAUUGGGUAUGUGUAUAUCCCAGUGUUUUUGUGUGAUUGUGAGAGGAAGUUUUGCUCUAUGAAUGAAUUGUAUAGAUACUGUGUUUAAAUAAUGUUUAAUAAAGUGAUCUAUUUAAGUGCCAA
This is a messenger RNA of Sardina pilchardus (European sardine), 1087 nucleotides long. It is a transcript of the gene ndufaf3, whose product is annotated as NADH:ubiquinone oxidoreductase complex assembly factor. The record is from RefSeq and is a predicted model, not a curated record. NCBI's taxonomy places the organism in Eukaryota, Metazoa, Chordata, Actinopteri, Clupeiformes, Clupeidae. Gene Ontology annotation, biological process: mitochondrial respiratory chain complex I assembly. Bases 72 to 623 code for a protein of 183 amino acids. The transcript is spliced from 5 exons. Gene Ontology annotation, cellular component: mitochondrial inner membrane.